UUGAAACAAAUUAACUUUGUGGCAUAGCAGCUAUGAAGCUUGAAAUCCAAGUUGCACUAAAUUUUAUUAUUUCAUAUUUAUACAAUAAGCUACCCAGGAGACGUGUCAACAUUCUUGGUGAAGAGCUUGGAAGACUUCUUAAAAAGAAAUAUGAAGGGCACUGGUAUCCUGAAAAGCCAUACAAAGGAUCAGGGUUUAGAUGUAUCCAUAUAGGUGAGAAAGUGGACCCCGUGAUUGAACAAGCAUCCAAAGAGAGUGGUUUGGACAUUGAUGAUGUUCGUGGUAAUCUGCCACAGGAUCUUAGUGUCUGGAUCGACCCAUUUGAAGUUUCCUACCAAAUUGGUGAAAGGGGACCGGUGAGAGUGCUUUAUAUGGAUGAUACUAAUGAAAAUGGAUGUGAGUUGGAUAAGGACAUCAAAAACAGCUUUAACCCAGAGGCCCAGGUCUUUAUGCCGGUAAAUGACCCAGCCUAUUUAGUGUGCAGCUCUCCAUCGCCUUCCUUUGGUCACUAUGCUGCUGUUAACUAUGCCUUCAUGCCCUGGUACGCUCAGCCUUUAACCUUUACCACCGCCACUUUUGCUGCCACCAAGUUUGGCUCUACCAAAAUGAAGAAUAGUGGCCGUAGCAACAAGUUUGCACGUACUUCUAUCAACUUCGGCUUGAAUGUGAAUGACAUCCUGAAGCAGAAAGCCAUCACAUCCUCAACUCACUCUCAGUAUGGGUUUGGCCUGAGUAGCCAGCAGCAGCCACAGCAGCCACUGCCACCGCAGCACCAGCAGCAGCAGCAGCAGCAAACCUCUGCGCUUUCUCCUAAUGCCAAGGAAUUUAUUUUUCCUCAUAUGCAGGGUCAAGGUAGUAGUACCGAUGGAAUGUUCCCAGAUGAAAGCCCUCUUAACCUCAGUUCUCUCCAGUACAGUAAUGCCUUUGAUGUGUUUGGAACCUAUGGAGGCCUCAAUGAGAAUUCUUUUGUAGAUGGCUUGAAUUUUAGCUUAAAUAACAUGCAGUAUUCUAACCAGCAAUUCCAGCCUGUUACGGCUAACUAA
Nycticebus coucang (slow loris) is the source of this 1043-nucleotide messenger RNA. RefSeq names its product protein Tob1-like. Gene Ontology annotation, molecular function: transcription corepressor activity. The record is from RefSeq and is a predicted model, not a curated record. NCBI's taxonomy places the organism in Eukaryota, Metazoa, Chordata, Mammalia, Primates, Lorisidae. Gene Ontology annotation, biological process: regulation of gene expression. Gene Ontology annotation, cellular component: nucleus; cytoplasm. Bases 33 to 1043 code for a protein of 336 amino acids. The transcript has a single exon.